AUGGCGACGGCCGAGCAUGCGAUCACAGUCGAUGAAGCGAUGGAGUUGCCCGUCCUCCCGCCUAACCAGGGGGUCGAGGCAAUGAAGGAUAUCGUCUUCGGAUCGGCAGCCGGAAUGGCAGGAAAGCUCAUCGAGUACCCCUUCGAUACCGUUAAGGUCCGAUUGCAAUCACAACCUGAACACCUCCCGCUACGAUAUACAGGCCCUCUAGACUGUUUUCGCCAGUCGUUUCGGGCAGAUGGCGUGCGGGGUCUAUACCGAGGCAUCAGUGCCCCAAUGACUGGGGCUGCGGUGGAGACUAGCUGUCUAUUUUUCAGCUACCGCAUUAUCCAAGACGCCCUCCGCGCCACCGUCUACCCGGAUGUUGAGCAUCUUCCCUUCGCGGCGCUUCUGCUCAGUGGUGCGGCGUCCGGAUCUGUCACCUCGCUCGCCCUCACCCCGAUCGAACUGAUUAAAUGCAAAAUGCAAGUCCCAGUCCAAUCCUUCGGACAGCAAGCGCCUCGGCCACUCACGCUGGUCGCGGAAGUAUUCCGACAGGAGGGACUUAUGGGUUUUUGGCGCGGUCAACUGGGAACCCUUAUCCGAGAGACUGGAGGCAGUGCCGCAUGGUUUGGCGGGUACGAAGCCGUUUCCUCUUUCUUCCGCUCGUAUAAUAUAUCGUCAUCUCCUUCGCAACAACCGAGUGACACCCUCCACGUCUACCAACAAAUGAUUGCCGGUGCCACAGCGGGGAUCAGUUAUAAUUUCCUCUUCUACCCUGCCGACACAAUCAAGUCGCGGCUACAGACUGAAGAUAUUUCUCAACGACCGGCGGGGAGCCAACGCCAGACCUUUUGGAGCGUGGGUCGCGCGCUGUGGAAACAACAGGGGCUGAAGGGCAUGUACCGCGGGUGCGGGAUCACCUGUGCCCGAUCGGCGCCCAGCUCUGCGUUCAUCUUCUCCGUAUAUGAAGGAUUACGACAAUUUUUUGGAUAG
Messenger RNA from Penicillium argentinense, 975 nucleotides. RefSeq names its product putative mitochondrial ornithine carrier protein AmcA/Ort1 (gene amcA). The transcript has 2 exons. Bases 1 to 975 code for a protein of 324 amino acids. Gene Ontology annotation, biological process: mitochondrial L-ornithine transmembrane transport. Lineage: Eukaryota; Fungi; Ascomycota; Eurotiomycetes; Eurotiales; Aspergillaceae. The record is from RefSeq and is a predicted model, not a curated record. Gene Ontology annotation, molecular function: L-ornithine transmembrane transporter activity.